AUGAGGCCACAGAUGACAUCGCUCAGCCGAGCGCCUCACCGAAACCUCUUCACCCCCGGUCGGGCCCCAUCUGGAGCGCGCAGUUUUGCCGCAACCACAGCACUUCCGCUGCGCAGAGACAGCAAUCGGCCUACAUUGUUUGGCUUGAAGGUUGGCACAUGCUUCCAGCAGCAAAGAUGGAUUACACAAAAACAUAUUCAGCGCAUGAAAGAUGGGGAGGCCGAGUGGGCUAGGUUUGCCAAAGAGAUUAAGGCUGGGACGAGGAAGAAUUUCGCACAACACUUGGAGGAGCGAGGGUUGAUUCAUGAUGUUGUUGGAGAACGCGACUUGUUGCAUAAGGUCUUGACUGAGAAGCGGGCUGGUAUAUACGUUGGUAUUGACCCGACUGCCCCGUCAAUGCAUGUUGGACAUAUGCUCCCAUUCAUGGUUUUGGCUUGGGGUUAUGUCUGGGGUUUGCCGGUCACAUUUUUGCUCGGCGGUGCUACAUCUAGAGUUGGCGAUCCUAGCGGGCGUCUUAAGGGACGUGACGCAGUUCAUUCCUCUAUCCGAAAGGCAAACAUGGCCAGUAUGCACAUGCAAUUGAAGAAAUUGGGUGCGAGCAUUGAACAAUAUGGCCGGAGACACGGACACGAAAGGCACCCAAUGUGGAAGCGGGCGUUGACAAAUAACAAUACUUGGUGGAACUCCAUGCCGUUCCUUGAGGUGCUGCGCGACCUUGGUGCUUUCAUGCGUCUUGGACCCAUGCUCGGGAGAGAUACUGUCAAGAAUCGAUUGAGCCACGGUGAUGGUAUGUCCUUUGCUGAGUUCUCCUACCCUAUCCUACAAGCUUGGGAUUGGUGGACAUUGUUCCAAAAGGGUACCCAGAUCCAAGUUGGAGGUGCCGAUCAGUAUGGAAAUAUUCUCUUCGGCAUGGAAGCUGUGAAGUCUGUCAGUCGAAACACUGCCGAUGAGCAACUCCGCGACCCGUUGGAGUCUGAAGUGGACCGUCCUAUUGGUUUCACUACACCACUCCUCACAGCUCCGAAUGGCGAGAAGUUUGGAAAAUCCGCAGGCAAUGCUAUCUGGCUCGAUAAGGACCUGACUUCUACAUUUGAGCUGUAUCAAUUCUUCGUGCGCACGCCUGAUGAUACCGUCGAGCGCUACCUCAAGCUAUUCACUUUUAUCCCGUUGCCUGAAAUCGCGACUAUCAUGGAAGAGCAGAAUAAGGAUCCUUCCAAGCGUGUUGCACAACACGCGCUCGCCUUCGACUUUGUCGAGCUUAUUCAUGGCAAGGCUGAAGCUGAUGCUGUCGCUCUCCAACACCGUCAGCUCUUCCGACCUCGUUCUUCAACUGCCGCCCCAUCCCCCCUCUCUAAAUCUUCCGCCCCUCCUUCCAGCCACGCUAAAUCUCCCACUGCUGGCUUCGAUACCCCUCAAUCUGGCAACCCUUAUGCUCCUCAAACCAACUUUGCCAACAUGGGUGAUAUGAAAGUUACACUUCCCAGAUCCCUCGUGUUCAAUCAGCCGUUCAAUAAGAUUCUCUGGUCAGCGGGUCUUGUUUCGUCCAAGAGCGAAGGCCACCGCGUCAUUGUGAACAACGGCGCUAAGGUGGGAAGCCGCCCUGGUGACAGUGGCCCCAUGACGGACCAGCUGUCUUUCACCCCCAUCCGCGUUUGGAACGCAGAAAAGACCCAAGAGUUUGUUCUGAACGAUAACCUGUUGAUCCUCAAAUUAGGCAAGUGGAAGUUCAAGUCCGUCACCAUUGUGAGCGACGAAGAAUUCCGCAAACAAGGGCUCACGGCUCCUGGAUGGGAGGAGAUUGAAGCCGAGACGACUGAAUCGGCCUAA
Molecule: messenger RNA, 1827 nt
Organism: Penicillium soppii
Lineage: Eukaryota; Fungi; Ascomycota; Eurotiomycetes; Eurotiales; Aspergillaceae
Product: tyrosine--tRNA ligase MSY1
Exons: 4
Coding region: 1-1827 (608 amino acids)
Biological process (GO): tyrosyl-tRNA aminoacylation
Cellular component (GO): mitochondrion; cytosol
Molecular function (GO): tyrosine-tRNA ligase activity; RNA binding; ATP binding
Source: RefSeq, a predicted model, not a curated record